Hermetia illucens (black soldier fly) is the source of this 1885-nucleotide messenger RNA. Its product is annotated as kelch-like protein 21. The transcript has 7 exons. The coding region runs from base 135 to 1745 and encodes 536 amino acids. NCBI's taxonomy places the organism in Eukaryota, Metazoa, Arthropoda, Insecta, Diptera, Stratiomyidae. The record is from RefSeq and is a predicted model, not a curated record. Gene Ontology annotation, molecular function: protein binding.
AAGGACGUCUUGAUCUUGGGUACAGGACAAGAAAUAUUUCCAGUGUCUAACUGUGGAUACAGUUCUGGUCUUGAUAUCUUUUAUAAAUUGAUUACUGCUUUCUUAAUUUCUGAACAUUUGGUGAGCUUCGAACUAUGGAUUAUCAGUCACAGGAAAUUUGUCACCAUGAAUUCUUUGAAGAGUUGAAUAUUCACCGGAAAGAAUCGAAGCAUUUGGAUUUGGUGCUGAAUGUUGGUGGUAAACAAUUUCCGGCUCAUAAGCUAGUUUUGGCCUGCAUAUGUCCUUAUUUCGAGGCUAUGUUCAAUGGUUGCUUUCAAGAUAGUAGCAAAGAAGAAAUUGAAUUACUGGGUUUGGAGCCUGAAACGUUUGAACUCAUGCUAGAAUACAUAUAUACUGGACAUAUAGUUUUUACCAAGGACACUGCGAUUGAUAUUUUCAAAACAGCCGAUUUCCUUCAAUUGAGUUGGUUACCAGAGGAGUGUGUUAAAUUCAUGGCGCACAACAUAGAGCAUGACAAUUGCAUAUCAUACUGGAAGUUAGGAGAGUCUUUUCAAGAGUGCUCCAAGCUGAAAAUGCAGGCCUUAGAAUACGCUUCCACUUUUCUGGGCGAAAUUAUGGUCACAAAGGAUUUCCUUGAGCUAGAGUUUGUUGAUCUGGAAACUCUGAUAGCCUCAUCUGAGAGAUACUUCACCCAAAAAAAUGAACUUUACGAAACGAUCUACACAGCAAUAAUGAAGUGGAUUCAGCACAGUCCAAGUAAGCGAAAAAUACACUUAAAGAAACUGCUGGCGUUCGUGAAAACCCAGGACAUAAGACAGUCUUUCCUGGACAAUGUAAUUAUGAAGGAUAAUCUCCUGCAACAAGAUAUAGCCGCUGCCAACUGGUUACUAGACAAUUUCUCCUUGACAAAAUCGCAGAACUCAUUUAGUUUCAACGACUCAGCAACAGAGUCUGGGAAAAAAGCUCCACACUUGUUCAUAAUGGACACUUCGACUCGCUGCUCAGGUUUCAACGUAGAAACAAAACGAAUGUUUUGGCUGCCAAAUCGUCCUAUGUCACAAGGAUUCUGUGCGCUGUGGCGAAAUGAGCACAUUUACAUCUUCGGUGGUUUAAAAACUCAGAAUGCCCUGCGGUAUGAUAAGGAAACAAAUCAUUGGGAAUACAUCCCAUUCCGAACCCAAAUUUUAAACAGUGCUGGGUCUUUCGUGGAUGACACAGCCUACAUCAGUGGCGGCUUCUUCUACAAUAACUGGCAUGACACGGUGUUGCGAUACGAUCUGCAUCGAGGCAGAUUUGAUAGAGGUCCAAGGAUGAUAAUGAAGCGAGCGUACCACGGAUCAGUUGUGGAUAAUCGAUGCCUCUAUGUCUGCGGAGGAAGUAAUGGCUCUGGUGAAUCUGUUAUCAAACUAGCUCUAUCAGAACGGAUGGACAUUCGUGAAGGGUUCUGGAGACUUCUCCCUGGUAUGAAAUAUGCACACGGAAAAUGUAACGUCGCCAUGGUCGACGAGACACUUUAUUGCACGGAUAUAGCUGGGGGAAGAACGGAAUGUUUUGAUAUUCGACGUGGCGCUUGGGAAUCAAUUGCUGAAGCUCCGGGGAAUAACGGUGCCAUAGUUUCCUAUAACAGGAAUCUUUAUCGUAUUUAUGAAAAUGGUAUAUCGGUUUAUAGCCCAUCGGCCGAUGCAUGGUCCCGCGUGAAAGAUUAUUUUUAUAUCACACCCGUGGCAGUUGCGAUAGAUAAUUAGAAGAUUACUUUAAUAUUAUGAAGUACCAGAAGUGUCGCUGUUAGAAUGGAGGUGAAAAAUAUGUCUGUAUAUAUUGCGGUCCUGAUUUAUUUGAUUAAUUUAUUCUACCUAAAAAAUAAAAAGAAGUAUUCGAUUUCAAA